This is a messenger RNA of Yamadazyma tenuis ATCC 10573, 738 nucleotides long. RefSeq names its product J-type chaperone. The record is from RefSeq and is a predicted model, not a curated record. Gene Ontology annotation, molecular function: ATPase activator activity; protein-folding chaperone binding. NCBI's taxonomy places the organism in Eukaryota, Fungi, Ascomycota, Pichiomycetes, Serinales, Debaryomycetaceae. Gene Ontology annotation, biological process: protein complex oligomerization; [2Fe-2S] cluster assembly. Gene Ontology annotation, cellular component: mitochondrion.
AUGGUGGUAGUUCGUAUGUUGACAGGUAUAGCAUUGAGAGGGUUCUUUGUGGGGGUAUCUUGCUCGCUGUUUGUUUCCAUCACGGCUGUGUUCUUUGAAUGGACCAACUGUACCCUUACCACCACGUUAAAGUCCUACUUUGAUUUGUUUCCCAAAAGCUUCCCUGGUGGUGGACCACCGUCCGACCCCUUCAAAGUAGCACCUAAAGCAUUGAGAAGAGAGUUCAGGUUAUUACAAAGUGAACACCACCCAGAUAUACUUAUUGGUUCACAAGCACUUUCAAAGUCUCCAGAAGCAUCGUCAGGUGACUUUUCUGCCUUCUUGAACAAAGCCUAUACCACCAUCCAAAAUCCGUACACCAGAGUAUCUCACUUAAUUGAAUUGUAUCAUCCUCAACAUCCGGACAUCAGCCAAGAUGAUGUUUCGAAGAAAAUGAUAGAGAAAUUCCAGUCGGAGAGUGAAGAGUCAUCUUUGGAAUACAAAGGAAUGUUAAUGACGGUGCUAGACGCUCAUGAAUCACUUGAGUUUGCCAAUAGUGAAGAAGACCUAGAACCGUUAUCAGAUGAAAAUAAAGUGAGAAUAGAAGAGACUGAAGAAACCAUUGACCAAUUGUUAAUAGAAACACCAAUUGACUGGGACAAGGUGAUGCUAGAGGCUAUUCGUCUCAAGUAUUGGGUGAACAUUCAAAAUGGCAUCAAGGACUGGGAACCUGGUAAACCCGUUCUUCUUACCCAUUGA